AUGCGUCAAGAAGAAACAUUUCGACGUGUUACGCGUGAAAAAUUGGUGGUACGCGGUAAUACCACAAUACGUACAUUGGAUUCGACCACUUCAUAUCUACCUGUUAUGCCUGGUACAUCAUCAGCGCCACCAACAGGUCUCUCACAUAUGGCUCGUAUGAUGGAUUCUCUGAUCUUGGAUCAAUAUCCACCAUUUGCCUUUACCAAAAUCACAACAACACACAGACCGACAAAAACGGGUAAAAAGACCGAAACUACAAGGACAACAUCGAUGAGUGGAUUGGUGCCAUCACAAUCCACCAGUAGUAUUGGAACUAUGCGUCUUAAAAGUCGUAUACCCACACAAGAAGUAUCACCACAACCGAGAACGAAUACAAAUUUACCACCCGCCAAUGCGGCUGGACCCAAUCCCAAUCCAUUGCAACAUGCUAAUUCCACCACGUUCAAUACACACAACGAUAAUCGAUGGAUUUCUUCAUUGCGGCGCCGUGAUCCCGAAUUACAACCAACUUUGCCAUCGAUAAAUCUCAGCCAUCAUGGUAGCUCUCACAAUGUGGCCACAGCUGGUCUAACAGAUCGUGCCGAGAAGCGAAAUUCACGUUCACUAAAAACUGCCACAAUGCCAAAUCGUAAAAGCCGAUCCGUGGAAAGGGUACGAGCGCGCAAACUAAUGGUCAAUUCUCAAAUUAAACCCAAAGAGAAAAUGAAAAAGAAUUCCAUUGAUGAGAAUUCAAAUUCCGAUGAUCAAGAAGCUACCUCAUUAGAAGAGAAUUCCACAUCACAGAGUACUCCCAAGAAUUCACCGAAAACUUCCACAAAGACAAAAACCUUUUCACCGGCUGGUUAUGAACCACAUUUGGUGGACACCCUGGAAAAGGAUAUUUUGCAAAAGAAUCCCGGGGUGAAGUGGACAGAUGUGGCCGGUUUAAAUGAGGCAAAAUCUAUAUUACAAGAAGCUGUGGUGCUACCCAUAAUAAUGCCGGAUUUCUUCAAAGGUAUACGUCGACCAUGGCGUGGUGUUUUAAUGGUUGGUCCACCGGGUACGGGUAAAACAAUGUUGGCAAAGGCUGUGGCCACUGAAUGUGGAACGACAUUCUUUAACGUGUCCUCCUCCACGUUGACUUCCAAAUAUCGGGGAGAAAGUGAGAAACUAGUGCGGCUGCUAUUUGAAAUGGCCAGGUUUUAUGCUCCCAGUACAAUAUUUAUUGAUGAAAUUGAUGCUCUGUGUUCGGCCAGACGUAGUGAUUCGGAACAUGAGGCCAGUCGGCGUUUCAAGGCCGAAUUGUUGAUACAAAUGGAUGGAUUAAAUGUCACCAUGCAAGAGGAUAAAAUUAUAAUGGUAUUGGCAGCCACAAAUCAUCCGUGGGAUAUUGAUGAGGCUUUCCGUAGACGUUUUGAAAAAAGGAUUUAUAUUUCAUUGCCAAAUGAGGAUACCCGUUCGGCAUUAUUAAAGUUAUGCCUAAAAGAUGUUAAUUUAAGUCCCUCGCUGGACACCAAUAUGAUUGCUGAUCAAAUGAAAGGUUAUUCGGGCUUUGAUAUUAGCAAUGUCUGUCGCGAUGCUGCCAUGAUGCCUAUGCGUCGCCAAAUCUUUGGUCGUACCCCCGAUGAAAUACGCCAGAUACGUCGUGAAGAUGUUGAUUUGCCCAUUACUCUGCAGGAUUUUCAAGAUGCCAUGCAGCGUACUAAGAAAACUGUAUCCAUAGAUGAUGUUAAUCGUUUUGAAAAGUGGAUGGAAGAAUAUGGUUCAUGUUAA
Molecule: messenger RNA, 1752 nt
Organism: Musca vetustissima
Lineage: Eukaryota; Metazoa; Arthropoda; Insecta; Diptera; Muscidae
Gene: kat-60L1
Product: katanin p60 ATPase-containing subunit A1
Exons: 4
Coding region: 1-1752 (583 amino acids)
Biological process (GO): microtubule severing
Cellular component (GO): microtubule cytoskeleton
Molecular function (GO): microtubule binding; ATP hydrolysis activity; ATP binding
Source: RefSeq, a predicted model, not a curated record